UGUCUCGUGGUUCGAGGGAUCUGUGAUUAUGCAGACUCCCAUAAAAACAAACACUGGCAAGGCUAUGCUGCUUUGACAGCUGCAGCAUCUGCCAAGAGAUUACUUUCUGAGAUACCGAAGGAAGUUGCAAGAGAUGAGAAACAUUUGAAGACAACAGAUAGGUGUCCAGAAUCAUGA
Molecule: messenger RNA, 177 nt
Organism: Aspergillus sclerotioniger CBS 115572
Lineage: Eukaryota; Fungi; Ascomycota; Eurotiomycetes; Eurotiales; Aspergillaceae
Exons: 1
Biological process (GO): nucleoside metabolic process
Molecular function (GO): catalytic activity
Source: RefSeq, a predicted model, not a curated record